This is a messenger RNA of Trichoderma reesei QM6a, 480 nucleotides long. RefSeq lists its product as uncharacterized. Lineage: Eukaryota; Fungi; Ascomycota; Sordariomycetes; Hypocreales; Hypocreaceae. The record is from RefSeq and is a predicted model, not a curated record. The transcript has a single exon. The coding region runs from base 1 to 480 and encodes 159 amino acids.
AUGUCUCGACAAAGACUCGCAAUGACGGCCAUGGCUGGCGUCGGCGUUUUGGGCGCGACCAUGUAUGCCACCUCGAAAGGAGGAUCCAAAACCGACGCCCAGGAGAGGAGAGACAAGGCCCAGGAAACUCGCGAGCUCGGCAUGGGCAGCGCAGGCGUGGGAGGCAACAGAAUGACCGGCGGCCCCAGCAACUCAGCAGCGCCAUCAGGCUCCGAGCGAGAUCCCAACAACCGCCAGGUCACCACGGCAGAAACCAGAGACAAGCUGCCGUCUGGUGGUGUCGGAGGCGGCGAGGCGGGAAGCAAGUCAGAUCACUCUGGAUGGCCAAACCCGGCCAAUCUCUUGGGCAGCGUUCAGAAGACGGGCAGCAGGACUGGUAGCCGGAGUGAUGCGGAGGGAUAUCACGAUACAAAGGGCAUCAGCAAGAUGGGACCUGAAAUAGAGACGAAGCGAGGACCUGCCGACACUACAAGACAUUGA